UUAAAAUGCAUCUCAUAACUGACAUACUCUAUGACAUGUCCUCGAAAUGGAUUUAAAGUGAAAGCUCAGCAUCAACUGACGACAACGACUUUCCCAGGAUUCCUCGCUUCGCCUUGUGUUUGUCUGCGGUUGUUUCAAACAUGGAGGAGAGGGAAAGAAAAAGUGUUAAAUCAGAUAGUAAGGAAACAACUGCAGCAGGUUGUCCAAGUACGCUAACCGUAGCGGAUCCCAAACCGAAAACAGACGGUGAAGUCGGCGACGAUGACGCAUAUAAAAUGGAUGUCUGUUCCGAUGCGUUUGACCCUCUUCUGGCCUUGUACUCACCAAAUGUACGGCUUCCUUUUCCAAAUGUCAGAUGCUUUAACAAUGUGUCGGAGUACGAGAGUUUUCUGAAGGGCGGCCGGGGCAGAGCCAAACCGGAGAAUGUGGAGAAAAGGCGGCAGAAGGCGAUGAAAGGGGUGGCGGACCCGGAGCGCAUUGAAAGGUUGAAGAAGCUCAUGGUGAAUAACUCGGUGUCGGAGUCAAAGGAGGGGGAGAGCAGCGGCACACCGCUGAGAAGGAAGCAGAAGCCCCAGAAGAAUGUCCUGACAAGGAUGCCUUUGUGUAAAGGCAGUCCAUUGGGGGAGCUGUACCGAUGCGUUCAGGAGAGGAUCAGGGUUAAGGUUCACAUCAGGACGUUCAAGGGACUGAGAGGAGUGUGCUCUGGCUUUGUCGUGGCCUUUGACAAGUUCUGGAACAUGGCAAUGGUAGACGUAGAUGAGACGUACAGAGAGCCUCUGCUGGGGGAGGCGUUCUACCAUGAGAAAGCCCUCACCAUUUCACGGCUUUUCGAGAAGCUAAAGCUCCAGGAGAGCUCAGCAGGCGACGAGCCGACAAAGAAGCGCGAGGCCCAAGAAACGGGCAACAAGAACCGACCUGCACACGGUACUAGUGAGAGAGGGCGCAGCAGGACAGAGGCCGACCUGUCAGACUCUGUUAAAACCAGACGGGAUGAUGACAGUGUCUCGCUGAAGACCCAGGAUCCAGGAGUCCGUCACAAGAAAGACUCUCAGAUGUAUGGCAAGGUCCAUACACGACACAUAAACCAGCUUUUCAUCCGGGGUGAGAACGUCAUCCUGGUUAAUCCACAGCCACUCUGAUUUUUUUUGUUGUUUUUUUUGUUUCUGUUUAACAUUUAUCCUGGAUGAAAGAAAGGAGAGCUACAGUGUUAUUUCAUGCUGAAAAUCUGUCGAGAUGGGUGUGAAAUACUGUGAUGUACCGCCACAGAGACGUGACUUGCUUGGGAUUCAGAAGAAUCAAACAAGGUGUAUUGUUAUAUCAUAUUGAUAUAGAGGCUUUUCUCUGCCCAUCAGAGAAACUAUCUUGAUUUUGAGGAAUAAAAGCUUCUCAGGUCUGAUUAUAGUA
Molecule: messenger RNA, 1404 nt
Organism: Scatophagus argus
Lineage: Eukaryota; Metazoa; Chordata; Actinopteri; Scatophagidae
Gene: lsm11
Product: LSM11, U7 small nuclear RNA associated
Exons: 4
Coding region: 141-1139 (332 amino acids)
Biological process (GO): mRNA 3'-end processing by stem-loop binding and cleavage
Cellular component (GO): U7 snRNP
Molecular function (GO): U7 snRNA binding
Source: RefSeq, a predicted model, not a curated record